Molecule: messenger RNA, 2535 nt
Organism: Cadophora gregata
Lineage: Eukaryota; Fungi; Ascomycota; Leotiomycetes; Helotiales; Ploettnerulaceae
Exons: 4
Coding region: 1-2535 (844 amino acids)
Biological process (GO): protein autophosphorylation; autophagy; peptidyl-serine phosphorylation
Cellular component (GO): autophagosome; cytoplasm
Molecular function (GO): protein serine/threonine kinase activity; protein binding; ATP binding
Source: RefSeq, a predicted model, not a curated record
AUGUUCCCUCUGCCACAGGAGUCCUUGUAUUUAUUUCAAGUUAGUAUGAGUGAGAACCUAACUGACGAAUCUACAAUAUUCAGGUGGGCUGAAGCUGCUGUGUUCGUCGACUUCUUUGGUUGGUUCAAGGAUGGCUCCGAUGUCUUCCUAGCCAUGGAAUAUGUAUCGCUUGGAGACCUGGAGAAAAAUGUAUUGGCGAACUCAGGGAAAAUACCAGAGCUGGAAGCUAGAAGUAUCGCGGAGCAAAUACUUUCCGGCCUGGAGAUCAUGCAUGCAGAGUCAUUUGCACAUCGAGAUCUAAAACCACAGAAUGUUCUAGUCGUCAAUGGAAGUCCUGACUGGUGGGUCAAGCUUGCAGAUUUUGGACUGAGCAAGAGAUUGACGGAAAGUACUGCGUUUAAUACCAAAGGUGGAACGCAAUCGUAUAUGGCGCCGGAAAUUCUCAAUUACCUCAACCUGGCGGAAGGUAGUGAACAGUAUACGAACUCAGUUGACAUCUGGGCCGUCGGAUGCAUUGUUUAUCGUCUCAUUACUGGCGGAGUCCCCUUCCCUCCGGGCAAGUCCUUGGUCAAAUACUGCGAGGACAAAUCCCUUUUCCCCUACGAUGCGCUUUUUGACAGUGGUAUCAAAAGCGAGGGAUCGAAAUUCUUAAGAAAGCUCCUCAAUGCUUUACCUGAAGAGCGGCCAUCUGCCUCUCAAGCCUUGCAGCAUUCAUGGAUCGUUUCUAAUGCUCAAUGUAAUAGAAUGAUAUCUCUGUCACACUCAAUUUCCAACCCAAGCACAGGAUCCAAAUCGGAAGGGAGUUCAUCUGAUUUUGGAGUGCAACUUCAAGAUAUCAGCACACUAAGUGGCCUUACUGAACUAAGCGUUUCGGACACAGGCUAUGCGACAGUAACUCAUGAUGGACUGAGAUCAUUCGCCUUGUCUUCGAAAGCACCAUCCGGUCUUGUUGAUGAUAGCUCCCAACUGACAGUAUCCGCCAUUCGAAGGAAGCCAGUGGCUGCCGUAGUGUCGGACGAAACGGUCAAACCAAUAACCCAGUCCAGAGCCGUUCUGCGUGGUGCUCGAAGUCAUAGCUUUGGUCAAGUUCUCACAGUGCCUGAACCGGCGCCUUGGCUGAAGUUUGAAUAUGGUGAAAUGGAAUCAAAAUUGGUUGAAAUGAUCGAGGAACAUAUGUUUCGGUUGGAAGCAGACCCGAACUUCCAUCAUGAACUCAGGGAGACGCUUCAAGAUACCGCUCGACUAGAUGCCAUUCUAUCACAAAGCUGUUAUAACAAGAUGGAACUACGAGAUGCUUUGAAAAACAAUGCUAUAGCGCGAUUAAUACUAGAUAUCCGGGGACUCGAACGUGCUAUUGGAAAGCUCCGCAGUGGUGCGACUGUUGAUGUCCGCCCUCUCACACUGGUGUUAGAGUUCUUGAGAACUGCAAUGAUCACCGAGUCAAGCCCCGAUCUAAGUGACCUUGCCUCCCCUCAACCACAUCAACUGCAGGAGCUCAGGCGCCAAGUCCCUCGUGAGCCACAGUCUAUGAUUAGUUCUGGCUCAGCUAUUUCGACAGCAACAGUUUGCCCGUUUGCAGUGCGCACCAAAAAAGACUGUACCUCUAUCGAACCCGGAACUCUACAAUUCAAGACUGGAGAAAUUAUCCUAGUUACCGACGCCUCUGCAAACCCUUGGUGGUAUGGCAUUCUCAAGGGACAAAAGGGAUACUUUGAAGCAUGUCUGGUCAAUCGUAUACCGGUACCCACAACUGAAGCGCUGCGUCACGACAGGAACUCCCAUGUUCGAGCAAUCUUCAACUACACGGCGUCAGAUCCGAGCGAACUAUCUUUCAAAGAAGGAAAUUUGCUUCGGCUAGUGGAAGCUGCAUUCAAAGACUGGUGGAAAGGGGAGAUCGAUGGACAUUUUGGGAUCUUUCCUCUGAAUUAUGUCGAAGUUUUCUCACCAGGUACUAUGUCAGAGGAAACGAUUCCAGCCACUGUGGAAGCCAAACAUGAUUUCCCCCAGGACAUGGACCUUACCACUGCCUCCUCACACUAUCAACCGUACAGACCGCCCUCGGAAGCCUCAGAUAUGGGAAAGCUUACUGUCGAGAUAGAGUCUGCAUCGCGUCUGCUUGUUGAUCGAAUGCUUGUAGGGUGCGAAGUCUCUCAUGGCGACCACAUACCAUUCUAUGUUACGCAUACUGUGGAUUCCAUGAACCCUCUGAUUUGGAAUGAUUGUUUUACGAUAGAUAUCCGCUCACGAAGAAUGGAGGACCUGACAUUUACUCUGGUUUUAUCUCAUUUGAAUCUACUAGGAUCCUACGAAUGGUACAGACCUCCAAAGCUCCUGAAGUUUCCUCGACCCGACUUGACUCAACUCGAGCCCUGGCAGAGACAGACAUUUCGGUUGACCCCCGCGAUGGCUUCUACUACCUUAGAUAUAGCAUUGACUUUCGUGCCUUGCACUCUAACUGAACCGCGCAAACUUGUGGGUGGGAAAGGACCUGUUCUUCCCUUGGAGCGCGAACCAUAUAUCCGGGAAAAGCACUAG